Molecule: messenger RNA, 899 nt
Organism: Linum tenue
Lineage: Eukaryota; Viridiplantae; Streptophyta; Magnoliopsida; Malpighiales; Linaceae
Source: the annotation of a GenBank genome assembly
CCGGAUAUCAGCUUCUACCAGCGAGUGCUACAAUUUUCAAUUGGGCUUCUUUAUUUCAACAUCGAAAGGGAAGCCCACAGCAAAAGACCACUGACGUGUGGGAAGAUCAAGGGGUGUUUUUGUCCUUUUGAUGUGCGUCGAUACGAAGAAGAAAAUGUAAAGGAAUCACUGAACAAGAACAGCGAGCUCUGCCGGCAGCGAGAAGUGGCAAAAGGGGAGAAGAAGAAGAAGAAGAAGAAGACGAUGGCGUGGAGCGCGACGAUGAUCGGUGCCCUGCUGGGAUUGGGCACCCAGAUGUACUCCAAUGCCCUGCGAAAGCUACCCUAUAUGCGCCAUCCAUGGGAGCAUGUCGUCGGAAUGGGAUUGGGGGUGGUGUUUGUGAACCAGCUUGUGAAAUGGGACGAAAAACUUCAGCAGGACCUCGACAAGAUGCUCGAGAAGGCUAAAGCUGCCAACGAGCGCCGCUACCUGGGUACCAUUUCUAUCUUCUUUCCCUCCAUCUCUAUCCCUUUCAGCCAUUUCUCAACAUUUUUACUCUCUUGCACGCCUCUUUGGGAAUUCACUCCUUUUUCAAUUGAGGAAUUAGGUUUUCUGUCAGAGACCCCGCCUGAUUCGAUGUGAGUCGUUCGUUGAAUAUGUUCGUCAUUUAUGCUGUUGGGUUUCUCAUUAGAGGUGUUAAUACCGAGUUUAUGGUUUGGUUUUUGAAUGACAUGAGAGCAAGACUGUGUAUGCAUGUAUGGAGAUGUAGGGCAAUGUAGAACAUAAAUGUACUGGUCUCAUUCAAUAAACUUAACGUGAUCAGCUGAAAGGACGAUCGUGCUUGUGGCGUUUUGACCGCCUGCUUCUCUUGUUUUCUUCAACUAUUCCCAUCACAAACUUAGAUCUUAGCAUGUUCCUUU